CUCAGUUUUGGUAGAGAUUGAUAAUCACUCAUUUUGAGUGAUUGUUGGUGGGCCCAAAAAAAUAUAAUAUAUGUACUCUAUCACAAAUUUAUUUAAAAAGAUGACUUAAUUUAGACAUUACAUGCAUUAGUUGAAUACAUCGCUUGAAAUCACAACCUCCAAACAACCCUUCUAACUGUAUAAGAAUAGUUAAAAGUCCUCUCGUGCUUUGGACUCUCUCCUCCCUGCCCAACAUAGGCCCAUCCAACCCAGUCAUGGAUGAAAGUGGGCCCGUUCCCACCUCCUUGUUAUUUUAUGGCCCGGGCCAUAAUUUUGUAGCCCAAGUUUCCAGUCUUUCCCCUUUGACGUUUAUGCGUCUUCCAAUGCCUGUCGUUUGGACCAAAACGCAGAAGCAGGUACCACUUUUCCCCUCUCUCUUCUACUUCCCUUUUGUCCAUCGCCUCUUGCCGUCUUUUCUUGAGAUCAGCUUCAACCUUGGGCCUCGCCGGCGAUUGGAACACCACCGCGUCCCAUUUCAAUCCACUGCGAAAUUAAACCGGCGGUUGGUAAUUUCCUUCUCUUUACCCCCAAUAACUCUCUGCUUUGAUUGGGAAUUCAAUCUGAUCUGAUUUACAGCCUCAUCGGAUGCAGCUUACCGUGAGGAAGCUCCUCGACUGGAUCCGCAAGACAGGAGAGUCCUUCGCCCUUCCCGCUUCUUUCUCCAUAGAGUUCCAAUUGGGUUCCAGGAAAGCCUCUGUCUUUACAGUAGUGUUAAGCCCAAGUAAGUAGUGAACUUCAAUUACUGCUCUAACAGCUCAGUAGAUCCGUAUACUGUUCACUUCAGUGAUGCUUUCCUUAAUCUGCAUUAGUGGGUGUGUGAAUUUCAUAUUGAUUGGAGAUUUUGUAGAUUAUAAGUUACAAUGCAGAUCGGGUAGCUUGAAAGGUUUAAUGUUACCUGUGCUAAUGAAUGCUAGCGGCUUUCUUGUUUUUGUUAUUUCAGAAGUUCCUUUUCCGUCUUGAUCUGUGACAUGAUAUUAUGCUUCAGGUACUUGAUGGCGGGUUACAAUCCACCGAGGUGGUGCUAGCCCUGUCAUGAUCUUGCAACAAGAAAUCAACAGACCAACCAGUAUCUUACUAUUUUGAAUAUGAUUCCCAAGAGCAAUGCGCCUACUAUGUUUGCAAUCAGACGGACUCAACUUCCGUGGUGUUCCGUUGUCUCUAUCUUCCUCGCCUUCGUAACUGUUUCCCUUUUCUCUAUUUUCUUCCACUUUUACUCAACCCCAUCCCAGCCCCAGCUGUUUCUGGAAUCACAAACCCAUUUUAACACUGCCCAAACAUCCCUCAAAGUCUAUGUAGUAAACCUGCCUAGAUCUCUCAACUAUGGUCUCUUGGAGAAAUAUUGGGCUUCCUCUGUACCUGAUGCACGCAUUAGCUCUGAUCCGGAUCACCCCAAGGACCAAACGAAGACCGUGUCUUUCCACAAAGGCACAAAAUUUCCUCCAUAUCCGGAGAAUCCAGUAAUCAAACAAUACAGUGCUGAGUACUGGCUCUUGGGGGACUUGAUGACACCAGAAGCUUCAAGGACAAACUCAUUCGUCAAAAGGGUGUUUGACGAGAGCAAGGCUGAUGUCUUCUUUGUGCCCUUCUUUGCCACAUUGAGUGCUGAAAUGGAGCUUGCAAGGGGGAAGGGCACGUUUAAGAAGAAGGAAGGCAAUGAGGAUUACCAAAGGCAGAAGGAGACACUUGAUUUUGUUACGAAAUCAGAGGCAUGGAAGCGGUCUGGGGGUAGAGAUCAUGUUUUCAUUAUUACAGGGUAUUGCAGACCCAGUAGCUAUGUGGCAUGUGAAAGCCGAGAUAGCCCCCGCUGUUCUCCUGGUUGUUGAUUUUGGUGGCUGGUACAGGCUUGACAGGAAAUCAUCAAAUGGCAGCUUGACAGAGCGGGUUCAGCAUACUCAAGUUUCUCUUAUCAAAGAUGUGAUAGUUCCUUACACACAUCUACUUCCUCCAUUGCCCUUAUCUGAAAAUACGAAGCGUCACACUCUCCUAUAUUUCAAAGGAGCCAAGCAUCGGCAAAGGGGAGGCAUAAUUCGAGAAAAAUUGUGGGAGUUGCUGGUUAACGAGCCUGGGGUAAUUAUGGAAGAAGGCUUUCCUAAUGCAACCGGAAGGGAGCAAUCAAUCAGAGGGAUGAGAACAUCAGAGUUCUGUCUUCACCCAGCCGGAGACACCCCAACUUCUUGCCGGCUUUUCGACGCCAUCCAAAGCCUAUGCAUACCGGUCAUUGUCAGCGACAGCAUCGAGCUUCCAUUCGAAGGGAUGGUGGAUUACUCCGAAUUCUCCGUCUUUGUAGCAACCAGCGACGCCUUGACGCCAAACUGGCUCCUGCGGCACCUGCAAAGCAUCUCCGAGAGACAGAAGGCCAGAUUUCGUCAGAAGAUGUCUAUGGUUCAGCCGAUGUUUUGGUUCGACAAUGGCCAACCUGGUGGCAUCGGACCUGUUCACCCGGACGGUGCGGUGAACCAAAUAUGGAGAAAGGUGCACCAAAAGUUACCCAUGAUUAAGGAAGCCAUUGUUAGGGAGAAGAGGAGACCGCCCGGUGUCUCUGUACCUUUGCGUUGUCAAUGUACUUAGAUUGAAUUGCCUUCACAAGCUAGGUACUACUGAAUACUGAUACUUUUGUAAUGUGCGGUACUUCCUGGAUUUUGAUGAAAUGGUCUAGCUUGCGACUUGCUGGCCAUGAGGUUUUGUAUUCUUCCAUUCGCUAUUGCAACAAGUAUAGAUCUUGUUUACAUGAUCGAUGAGGAACCUCUUACAAACAAUGGUUCUAUAACAUUUUUUCACAUCCCUUAUACGAGUUCCGUAGGCAGAACCAUCAGAUAGAACCAUAUCCCUUUCAACAAGCACUGCAAAAAGCUGUAUUAUUAAAAAGAGCAAAGCGUCCAGUUGCCGGCAACAAACAGAGCAAACGCAGAAGGCAAAAGACGAACCUCCGCCGCCGCCGCCGCAGCAGCUCACCGACUGCGUUUUCCCUCGCGCAAAAGCGUAUCGCUGCAUUCUGUUGUUUGGGUAAUGUAGUCGUAAAGAUAAAGUUGUGUACUUGCU
Molecule: messenger RNA, 3078 nt
Organism: Linum trigynum
Lineage: Eukaryota; Viridiplantae; Streptophyta; Magnoliopsida; Malpighiales; Linaceae
Source: the annotation of a GenBank genome assembly